AUGUAUCUCUUAGAUUUGUCCAACAAUAGCUUCACCGGCUCCAUCCCUCAAUGUUUGGGAAAUACAAUUGGUGGUCUCGCAACGCUAAGUAUGCAAAACAACAAUCUCAGUGGAAGUCUUCCUCCAGAUUUAUUUGUCAAUGCAACCAUCUUAUUGUUAGUUGACGUCAGCAGCAACCAGUUGGAGGGAAAACUUCCAAAAUCAUUGAUCAACUGCCUUUCUUUGGAGCUUUUGAGUGUUGAAAGCAACAGAAUUAAGGACGAGUUUCCAUCUUGGUUGGGUUCUCUGCCGUCGUUAAACGUCUUGAUCCUACGAUCAAAUGAAUUCUACGGGCCAGUGUAUCAUCCCAAUGUCUCUAUAGGGUUUCAAAGUUUGGAAGUCAUCGAUAUAUCACAAAACAAUUUCAAUGGAACUUUGCCACCUUUCUUUUUCUCCAACUGGCGUCUUAUGGCCAUGUUAAACAAAGAAGCUGGAGAGUACAUGAUGGACGCUUAUUUUUUCGUUAUAGUCUCCAUAGUUAGAUUCUUUAACGUUUGGUGUGAUGUCGUUUUCUGGAAUAAUGCUAUCUGCUUUUGGUGA
Messenger RNA from Microthlaspi erraticum, 579 nucleotides. NCBI's taxonomy places the organism in Eukaryota, Viridiplantae, Streptophyta, Magnoliopsida, Brassicales, Brassicaceae. The record is from the annotation of a GenBank genome assembly.